ACAUUCUCCGCCAUCUGCCCCCUCCUCGCCGUCCCCGCCGUCCGGGAGCGCCGCUCCCCCGGCCGCCCCCAUGAUGACCGCCAAGGCGGCGGACAAGAUCCCGGUGACCCUCGGCGGGUUCGUGCACCAGCUCCCCGAGGGCGUUUACCCCGCCGAUGACAUCUCCGCCGCGCUGCCAACUUCGGUCGCGAUCUUCCCCAACGCUGACCUGGCAGGGACGUUCGACCAGAUGAGCGCGGUGGCAGGAGACGGCAUGAUCAACGCGGACAUGGGCGACAAGCGGGCCCUGGACCUGCCCUACGGCGGCGGCUUCGCGCCCGGCGCGCCGGCCCCCCGCAACCAGACCUUCACCUACAUGGGCAAAUUCUCCAUCGACCCGCAGUACCCCGGCGCCGGCUGCUACCCCGAGGGCAUCAUCAACAUCGUGAGCGCGGGGAUCCUGCCGGGAGUCAGCGCUCCCGCCGCCGCCUCCGCCGCCUCCUCCGCCGCCUCCUCGGCCGCCCCCUCGGCCCCCGCCGCCUCCCCGAACCCGCUGCCCGGGCCGCUCGGCUGCUCCAUGGCGCAGGGCCAGCCGGCAGACCUGGAGCACCUCUACUCGCCGCCGCCGCCGCCCUACUCGGGCUGCGGGGAGCUGUACCCGCAGGACCCCUCCUCCGCCUUCCUGCCCGCCGCGGGCGGCGCGGCGCUGCCGUUCCCCCCGCCACCCUCCUACCCGUCCCCGAAGGCGGCCGACGGCGGGCUCUUCACCGUCAUCCCCGAGUACGGCGGCUUCUUCCCGCCGCCCCAGUGCCAGCGGGAAGCGCACGCCGACCGCAAGCCCUUCCCCUGCCCCCUCGACUCGCUCCGCGUCCCGCCGCCGCUCACGCCGCUCUCCACCAUCCGCAACUUCACCAUGGGGGCGCCCCCGGCGGGCGCCGCGCCCGGCACCGGCACCGGCAGCGGGGGAGAGGGCGCCCGGGUGCCCGGCGGCGCCUACAGCCCGCACCACCUGCCGCUGCGGCCCAUCCUGCGGCCCCGCAAGUACCCGAACCGGCCCAGCAAGACGCCGGUGCACGAGCGGCCCUACCCCUGCCCCGCCGAGGGCUGCGACCGCCGCUUCUCCCGCUCCGACGAGCUCACCCGGCACAUCCGCAUCCACACGGGCCACAAGCCCUUCCAGUGCCGCAUCUGCAUGCGGAACUUCAGCCGCAGCGACCACCUCACCACCCACAUCCGCACCCACACCGGCGAGAAGCCCUUCGCCUGCGACUUCUGCGGCAGGAAGUUCGCCCGCUCCGACGAGAGGAAGCGGCACACCAAGAUCCACCUGCGCCAGAAGGAGCGCAAAGGCGCCGCGGGGUGCGCGCAGCCCGGCGCGGGGAGCGCCGCCGCCCUGGCCCCCUGCGCCGCCCGGACGAGGACGCCGUGACCGUGCGGGGCGCGGGGGGCAGCGCGGGGCCAGCGCGGAGCCGCCCACGGAGCCCGGAGCCAGCGCGGAGCCAACGCGGAGCCGCCCACGGAGCCGCCCGCGCAGACCGAACCCGGCGCGGAGCCAGCGCGGAGCCGCCCACG
Molecule: messenger RNA, 1551 nt
Organism: Cuculus canorus (common cuckoo)
Lineage: Eukaryota; Metazoa; Chordata; Aves; Cuculiformes; Cuculidae
Gene: EGR2
Product: early growth response 2
Exons: 2
Coding region: 71-1408 (445 amino acids)
Biological process (GO): regulation of transcription by RNA polymerase II
Molecular function (GO): RNA polymerase II cis-regulatory region sequence-specific DNA binding; DNA-binding transcription factor activity, RNA polymerase II-specific
Source: RefSeq, a predicted model, not a curated record